Messenger RNA from Solanum verrucosum, 1022 nucleotides. Its product is annotated as probable 2-oxoglutarate-dependent dioxygenase AOP1. Lineage: Eukaryota; Viridiplantae; Streptophyta; Magnoliopsida; Solanales; Solanaceae. The transcript is spliced from 4 exons. Bases 20 to 964 code for a protein of 314 amino acids. The record is from RefSeq and is a predicted model, not a curated record. Gene Ontology annotation, molecular function: dioxygenase activity.
UCUAUUCUUCCUAGAAAAAAUGGGGUCCAAAAAUAUCAAGCUUCCAAAAAUAAACUUUUCUCAUGAAGAUUUAAAGCCAGACACACUUGUAUGGAAUCAAGUGAAAAGCCAAGUCUACAAAGCACUAGUAGAAUAUGGUUGUUUUGAAGCUUUCUUUGAUAAAAUUCCAACAAACCUUCAAAAAUCUAUUUUUGAAGUCUCGCAAGAGUUUUUUGAUCUCCCUUUACAAACCAAACUUCAAAACAUUUCAACCAAACCCUUCUAUGGCUAUGUGGGACAAUACCAUCCUUCAAUUCCACUAUUUGAAAGCAUGGGAAUUAUUGAUUCUAACAUCCCUCAUAAAGUUGAAAAAUACACUCAACUUUUAUGGCUUCAAGGAAAUCCUUCUUUCAGUAAAACUAUCCAAUCAUAUUUAGAGCAACUAUCAAAGUUAGACCAGACAAUAAGAAGAAUGAUUGUGGAGAGCUUAGGUGUUGAAAAGUACAUGGAUGAGCAUAUGAAUUCGACCAACUAUCGUCUUCGAUUGAUGAAGUAUAAGGAACCUCAAAGCGAUGAGACUAAAAUAGGACUACAUGCUCACACAGAUAAGAACAUUGUUACUAUACUAUACCAAAAUCAGGUGAAAGGUCUUGAAAUUUUGACCAAAGAUGGACAGUGGAUCAAUGUUGAUCCUACACCUGACACUUUCACUGUCAUGAUUGGAGACUCUCUACAUGCAUGGACAAAUGGUCGGAUGCAUGCACCAUUUCAUAGAGUGAUGAUGAGAGGAAACGAAGCAAGGUAUUCAAUUGGUUUGUUUUCAAAACCUAAAGAUGGAUACAUAAUAAAGGCACCAAAAGAGUUGGUAGAUGAAGAUCAUCCUUUACUCUUUAAGCCCUUUGAUUUUCAUGAAUUCCUUGCUUUCGGCUACACUAAAGAAGACAUGAAAUGUGAUUUUUCUUUGAAGGCCUAUUGUGGAGUCUGAAUUUAAUUAACUUGAUUAUAUUUACUAGUAGACUAAAUAAAUAUGCUCCUUGUGAGUA